Molecule: messenger RNA, 2883 nt
Organism: Cuculus canorus (common cuckoo)
Lineage: Eukaryota; Metazoa; Chordata; Aves; Cuculiformes; Cuculidae
Gene: DBF4B
Product: DBF4 zinc finger B
Exons: 11
Coding region: 39-2318 (759 amino acids)
Biological process (GO): regulation of cell cycle phase transition; positive regulation of nuclear cell cycle DNA replication
Cellular component (GO): nucleus; Dbf4-dependent protein kinase complex
Molecular function (GO): protein serine/threonine kinase activator activity; zinc ion binding; nucleic acid binding
Source: RefSeq, a predicted model, not a curated record
GGGCGGGGCGCGUUCUUUCGAACCCGGCCGCGGGCGCCAUGGCGCGGCCGCUCCGCGGGAAGAACUUCUACCUGGACCUGCCGGCGGGACGCGGUGCUCGAGGCCUGGCCGAGGCCAUCCGGCUCCUGGGCGGGGUGACCGAAAGCUUCCUAAGCAAAGAAGUCACCUACGUGAUUUCCAGCAACAAAGAAGCUAAACGAGACAAAGCCGGGACUCGUACUGAGCCACAGAGCAGCACAACUUCAGAAGAUGCAAAAGCCAUGAGCCCAGCACCUUCCACCUCCAAAGGGAGCCAUGCCAGACCUCACCAGAAGCCACCAGACACUGCCUUGAUCAGCAGGGGGAAGGAACUGCUGCAGAAGGCCAUCAAGAAUCAGAACGCCUGCGGUGGCAGCAGUAUCCUCGCCAACGCUCGCCUGUGGGGAGUCCAGAUCCUGCACGUGGACGAAAUGUUGUCGUACAUCGAAGAGCUGCUGCGCGCCGUCUCAGGAGCAAGGACGCGGUGCCAGAAGACAGAGGCAAAAUGCCUUGUGCCUGGAUCAAAAAUUCACAAAGCAGGAAAACUGAAGCCCCCUUUUGUGAAGAUUGAAGAUGAGAGCAGGCAAUUCCGGCCCUUCCAUCUCCAGUUUAAAACCUUUCCUGACCUGAACUUCCUUGCACCCAAAAGCUCCAGCCCGUUUGAGCCUCUGAAAAGCCCAUCAAAUUCUUGCAAAACCAGGGGUGCGGAAGGCUGCCGGGGGCGCAGCGAGGGGAAGAAGAGCCCCCAAUCCACAGCGGUCACUGCGCCGAAGAAAAGGAAGGGAUUUUGUGAGUGCUGCCAAGAGACCUUUGAAGAGCUGCAGAAGCAUCUCCAGAGCCCCCAGCAUAAGCGGUUUGCACUGGACGACUCCCAGUACGCCCCUGUGGAUCGUGUCAUCUCGCAGCUCACCAACAACUUUGUGGAGAAGUCAGCCAAGAUGCCACAACUGACAGAUGAACGCUUAGUGCCUCGAGCACAAGUUACUGGAGGAACUGAGAUGCUGACAGCAAACAAAAGGCAGCGGCCUGAGCACAGUGCUGGGGAAGUCUUAAUUGAUAUGGAGCGUGAUCGUGGCCUGAAGACCAAGGGAUGUUCCCCUUGCCUACCCAGGGUCAGUAAGGGCAGAGGAGGAGGAAGGCUGUUGGAGAACAGCUCUGCAGGGCUGCCUGUUGGAGCAGGACUCGGCCGAGGGGGCUGUGCCGCAAGUGGCCCCACGGAGGAAUCUGCGGUGGGGGAUGCAGAUCUGGGUUUGGCUCCUGAGCUGGGCUGGGGGACUCGCGUAGCAGCCGCUCAUGUGGGAGAGGCAAUUGUUUCUUCAUCUGAACCUGGUAACUAUCAAACGCUUGGGUCUAUUGGCCGUUCUCCACUGCUGGUCUCCAGGAAACGCGGGCUCUCCUCCGGACAGAGCACCCAGGUGGAAAAGAAGCCCAGGCUGGAGCUGGGUGGUGACCUCUCUUCGUGUAAGCAGAGAAGCUCAGCGGAUGGUGGGAUAAGAGCGUGGGGUGCAGGACAGAUGUCUGAGCCACGCCUGCCCGGUGUGGUGGAAGCUGGCAGCUUGUCUCUAAGCAUGGAAUUCUCCAAGGGACCUUGCAGCUCCCUUGGUUUGGAGCUGUGCCAGUGUGGGAGCCCUGGGGACCCUGUGUCACAGCCGGGAUCCCCUGAAGCUGCGUCUGUGGGGUUUGGUCGCUCAGAGGCUGCUGCAGUCAGCGAGCGUGGCUGGAGUAGAGUGAACCUGAGUUCCCAAGGGAAGCAGCUCAGAGGAGAGAAUGAAAACACACCCAGUAAUGCGAAUAGUCCGGAUCUGGAGAGCACAAUGAGCAAGACCAGCUGUCAUACUGGCCGGUUGCCCUCUCCAAAACCGCCCGUGGCUGAAGGCAGAUGCUGUUCGCUCUGUGUCAGAGCAGCACAAAAAAUAGCACCCGAACUACCUGACCUCCCAGGCCAGAGCCAAGAGCAGGCUCCCUGCCCCGGCGUCCUCCAGCCUCUUCCACCCAGCACCCAGGCUGAUCCCAACUGCGGCAAAAGCUCUUCGGAGUCUGACUGGGAUGUUCAGCUGCUCUCCACGAUAUCGGGUAUCCAGGACAGCAGGAUUCAGUCCGUGGACAGGGACUUGCUCCUCAGGACACAUGUCAACGUGAGGGACAGUGGCUACGAGUCUCAGCUCUGUUCAGUUCUGAAGCAGAAAUCGGAGCUCACCUGGACAGGCAAAGAGAAUAACAACUGCCGUAACUGCAUCCCAGAGGCCAAAGGAGCCUCUUUUCCCAUAUUUGAGACCUCUUUUGGCAGCUGGACUAGUUAGAGCCCCCUCCUGGCUCUUCUCUGGGCCCUCACUGGGAGCCGUGAAGCAACUAGAAGAGGAUUUAAUGAGCCACCCUCCCCGUCAGGACCAUAACAGCCAAGAUCCAGAACGAGGACUGUCGGCUGCAUGGUGGUCUCCGUGGUGCCAUGGUCAACUCGUUGGGAGCUGAUGGGUGAGGCGAUGGUUUCGCUAUCCUUGGCUCUGACGGGCUGGGAUCUUCCCUCCUCUGCUGGUGUCAUUUGGAGCCGAGGCCUUCCUCCUGUAGCCCCUCAUGGGCCUCCUGGCAAGAUGGUCUUUCUCUGGAAGCAUCUGUUCAGCAGGAACGUGCUCUUUGCCUUUCCAGACUGAGAGCACGGCCUGUUUCUCCUCUUGCCCAGUCCUUGGAGGUGCAGAGGUGGGGAGAAGAGGGCUCGGGAUGAGACUUCUGCGUGCUUCAGGGUUGCUGGCUCUCAGUGUUCGCAGCUGUUUGGUAUCGACUUGUUGAAGGGGUUGUUUGGGUUUGGUUUUUUUUUUUAACGAACUUUUAAGCUUUGAAAUAAAAUGGAAGAUGAGAUCCUGCUCUGCU